Rhipicephalus microplus (southern cattle tick) is the source of this 1083-nucleotide messenger RNA. Its product is annotated as serine/arginine-rich splicing factor 4-like. NCBI's taxonomy places the organism in Eukaryota, Metazoa, Arthropoda, Arachnida, Ixodida, Ixodidae. The record is from RefSeq and is a predicted model, not a curated record.
AUGUGCAAGGGCAAAUACAAGGUGCCGCACAUAGUGAAGCAAAGGAGGUGGGAGGCCAGGUUCAGAGACUUCCAAGAGCGAACCCCGUCACCAUCGGAUAGCAAUGCUGGUGCGGUGGAAGGAGGCCACCCUAGUCGUUCGAGAUCCAGAACCCGCUCCCAACAGGUCAUGGGUCGUUCAACUAGAUCCGGAUCCCCCUCGCCAGUAGAAAGACGAAGCAAAAGUCGUAAUACGAGCAGAAGUUGGAGUCGGAGCAGAAGCCGCAGUGAGAACCGACACCACCCCCAACAAGACAUAGGAGGGGCCACACCUGGCGGGAAACAGAAAGGGCCGCGCAAAAUCACCUGGUGUGACGUAGUCACGGGAACAAAGGCGGACUCCGCACAGAGUCACCCUCUGUCCGGCCGCCCGCGGGUAGCCGCCGACCCCGGCCUGGCAGCGAGGAUGGAGAACAUGGAGAAAGAGAAUAGGGAGCUUAGACAAGAGUUGGCCAAGGCCAGAAAGCAGAAUGAAAAAUCAACGCGGAAAAUUGAGGAGCUACAACAGACACUGAACGAAAUCCUCAAGCGAAUGGGAGGACACCCCGCAGAGACCCCAUCCUCUGGCGCCUCCUUGUCCCAUGGAGCUGCCGAUGAACACGACACAACUUCAGCAGUAGGAGGCGGGGACACGGACAUGGGCUGUGGAGGUGAAUAUGAAGCGCCGGUGGUGGUGGGCCUUAAGCGUAAGAGCCCAAGUGAUUCUCAACAUUUUGAAGGCGCUGAAAAUCACACGCAAGAACCAAAGCGGGCACGACCGGCAGGCCGAAAGAUAGACGUGAUCGAAGAAAUGGUAGACAAACUAACCAACAAGAGAGAGGGACUGUUUGAGACGCUCCUAAUUCGGCUGAACGAGUCUGACGCCGAAAGGAACGCACAGUAUGCCGUGGUCAAUAACCUACUUGCGGCCGUGAAAAAGCCGCAUCGAAUAUUUGGAACGCGGGACGGCGCAGUUGCAGCAACAGGGACAAGGCCACGACAAACUGGGAGGGGACGUAUCGACCAUUCUCUACAGAAGCAGCAAUGUCAACACCACCCACACUGA